Molecule: messenger RNA, 2043 nt
Organism: Mollisia scopiformis
Lineage: Eukaryota; Fungi; Ascomycota; Leotiomycetes; Helotiales; Mollisiaceae
Product: putative pantothenate transporter liz1
Exons: 13
Coding region: 147-1691 (514 amino acids)
Biological process (GO): transmembrane transport
Cellular component (GO): membrane
Molecular function (GO): transmembrane transporter activity
Source: RefSeq, a predicted model, not a curated record
CGCAUCACGUUGCGCCACAGUGGAAUGGGAUUUCUGCGUCUGGAGUUCUUGUAUAUUGUACCUAUGGCUUGCCUACAUAUAUGACCUGCCUGUGGCAAGGCAGCCCUGUCAAUCAAAUCAUUUGUGUUUCUUGCAGCUUCUGAAGAAUGGCAGAGAAAAUAGCUUCCAUUGCGUCCUCGACGCCGUCUAAUACCUGGAGAGGAUGGUUGUGGGAUUCAGCUGAUGUAUCGAAGGAGGAGAGAAGGUUUCUUCUCAAGUUAGACUUUACGCUUUUGACGUUCGGGACAUUGGGCAUGUUGAUCAAAUGGAUUGAUACCUCGAAUAUCACCAAUGCUUUUGUGUCAGGCAUGAAAGAAGACUUGGAUCUUUAUGGGAAUCAGUAUAAUUACAUUGUUGUAUCAUGGACUGUGGGGUACAUUAUUGGACAAUGGCCAUCGAAUUUUAUCUUGACUCGAGUUCGUGCUCACAUCUGGAUCCCCUUCCUUGAAGUCGGAUGGACAAUCUUCACGUUCAGUCUUGCAGGUGCAAAGACAUAUCACCAGAUGCUCGCUCUGCGAUUCGUGGUUGGUCUCUUCGAGGCAGGGUAUUGGCCAGCACUCUACUAUAUUCUUGGUAGUUGGUACAAUAAACGUGAGCUCGGAAAACGUAAUGGUAUUCUGCAGUCAGCUGUAUCGAUCGCUCCCAUCUUCAGUGGAUUCUUGCAAGCCGGAAUAUACAAUUCCCUGAACGGUCACGCUGGCCUGGCUGGUUGGAGAUGGCUCUUCGUGAUCAACGGUGUCAUUUCUCUGCCCAUUGCCAUCCUCGCUUACUUCUUCUUACCCGAUACCCCUGGCACUGCCGAAGCGAAUUGGUUGUUCACUGAACGAGACGUCGAACUCGCCCGCGAGAGAAUGGCCCGCGUAGGCCGAGUCCCCGAAGGAAAACCAUACACCGUAAAGGCCAUCCUCAGCUACUUCACAAGCUGGAAAACCGUGCUCUUCACCCUGAUCUUCACAAUGCAACCAUUCGGCAGCCAGCCCGCAACAUCCUUCGUCUUCUGGCUAAAAGCCCACAACAAACCCGGCAAACCAUCCGUCUACUCAAUCGCUCAAAUCAACGAAUACCCAACCCUCAACAACGCCUUCACAGCCAUCUACUCCCUCCUCGCAGUCUGGAUCUCCGACGGGCCCCUCCGCGGGCGUCGCUGGCCGACCAUCAUCUUCGGGAACCUGGUCUCCAUUGUGAUUUUCGUGCUCCUGGCCGUGACGCCUGUCUUUGGACCGUUUUCGCAUCGCGCGCCGCUUUAUAUCGUUUCUACGAUCGGGGGGAGCGCUGUUCCUUUGACUAUGGCGUGGAUGGCGGAGUUGAUUUCCGAUAAUGCGGAGCAGAGGGCUUUUACUGCUGCGGCGAUGAAUACUUUGCAAUAUACAUUCUCGGCCUGGAUCCCGCUCGUUUGGUUCCAGCAGGUCCAUCAACCGAAUGUUACCCCGGGAAAUAGAGCAGCGGCGGUAGUGGGAGGGUUGAAUGUGAUUGUGUUUACGGUCAUCACGGUGCUGGCUCAUUGGGAGAAGGUGCAGAAAAAGAGGAAUGGAGAGCUGGGACGGGCUUCUGCUUCGUUGGGGUCUGAGGUUGGGGUUGUGGAGGUGGGGAGUGAGAAGAAGUUUGCGUUGGUUGAUGAGGAGGAUGUUACGCCUGUGGUGCUUAAGAGUUAGGAUGUGGGGGGUUGGAAGAUGAUUUUUGGUGUUUGGAUGUGAUGGAAGUGGUGCUUUGGUUUGAUGGUGAUGAAAUCUCAGGACCACCGUCCUUGAUCUAGCUUGGCCACUUUGAGACUUCGAAUAAUGACCAUAGUUCGCAAGUAUUAGAAAGAUGCAGAGAUGCAAUUCAUCAUUCCGGAUCUUGAACAUUAGUCUUUCAAAGUCGAUCUCAGUACAGACCACACUCUACCAACUGGACUACUGCUUUCUUCAUGAGGAAAGAAGAGAGAAUGCAACGGCAGUUUUCAAAAUUGAUAAAUAUUAAACAUUGAAAUAUAUGCAAAAACUUAUAUAUCAUAGCCAUAUAUAA